AUGCGUGUGUCGAGCAUUCGCCUCUUGGACGACCAUGCGAAGCGCAGGGGCACAUGCGACAGCGCCUUGCAGCUUGUGGACUGGCUGAUUUACAUGUGCACCGGCGCUGACCGCGGCUUCUCUUCACUGCCGUCGACGUUUGAGCGGCUCGCCGCGGAAGUCGGCCUAGCUGUGGAGUGCCACAUUGUGCAGACCGGGGACGGGUACGAGCUGCUCUUGCACCGCCUUGUCGGUCGCCGCGCCAAACGACGGCCCGUCUUCCUGAUGCACGGCCUAUUUGAGGAGUCGACGGUGUGGCUAGCGCACCGGCGCAGCUCGCUGGCCUACCGGCUGGUGGAGGGAGGGUACGACGUGUGGCUCGGGAACACACGGGGCAACGCAUAUUCGAGCGGGCAGUGGGGCCUGUGGGGCUCGCGCAUGCACAGCUGGGGAAACGACGAGUUGGCGAGCGAAGACAUCGCCGCGUCUGUGCAGGCGGUCCUCGAGGUGGCGCACGCCGAGGGGCUGCAGGCGGACAAGGUCAUCUUCAUCGGCCAGUCGCAGGGCGCUUCGAGCGCCAUCACCGCCUGCUCGCUGCGCGAAGGCUUGGGCGGGCGGUUGGCAUGCCUCGUGCUGCUCGCCCCGCCCCUCUGCCUGCAAGCCUCGGUGAACCCCACGCUGCGCCUCGCCCUCAAGACGCCCUCCCUCGUGUACCGCGCCGUCUUCGCCUUUGUCCUUCCGAUCGGAAGGCUCGUGCCGAAUGCCAUCUACCUCCCCAUCGCCAAGGCUGGCAUGCGCCGAAUGGGCUUUGUCGUACGCCCCCACGACCCAGACGCGGCGGCCAUCACCUUCCGCUGCGUGCCCUCCGG
This is a messenger RNA of Emiliania huxleyi CCMP1516, 848 nucleotides long. RefSeq lists its product as hypothetical. The record is from RefSeq and is a predicted model, not a curated record. Lineage: Eukaryota; Haptophyta; Isochrysidales; Noelaerhabdaceae. The annotation marks the transcript as partial. Gene Ontology annotation, biological process: lipid metabolic process. The transcript has a single exon.